Gossypium arboreum is the source of this 2031-nucleotide messenger RNA. Its product is annotated as rhamnogalacturonan I rhamnosyltransferase 1-like. Gene Ontology annotation, cellular component: cytoplasm. The record is from RefSeq and is a predicted model, not a curated record. The transcript has 9 exons. The coding region runs from base 144 to 1661 and encodes 505 amino acids. NCBI's taxonomy places the organism in Eukaryota, Viridiplantae, Streptophyta, Magnoliopsida, Malvales, Malvaceae.
UUGUAACCAGCUUUCUGGUACAACAACAAAAAAAAAAAACACACACACACACACACACAAAAACAAAUGCCUUGUAUUUAAGCCUGAAGCUAUUGAUAAGUUGCUUCAAGCUGGCUUUUAUAAGAGAAUUAAGAAAGCUAAGGAUGGGUUUUAGUGAGGCAAGGUUUGAAGAGACGGAGGGUGGAGAAAUGAAGGAGAAACCCUACAGCAAUAAGAUGAGUUUGAAGUAUAUAAGCAUGGCUAAGGCUGAAAAGCUGAAGAGCUUAAUCCUUGCUCGGAUCCGAGUGGCUCGACUUAACUUGUGGGUGACCAGAGCUCUAAGCAUGCUCCUGCUUUUGGGUAUCACCAUGCAGUUGAAAUCACUGGGAGAAACAGUUUCUUCAUCGAGGACCCCUACUUCCACCUUUUCUUACCCUCUUCCCCCUGAAAGGGUGUAUGAGAACAAUGGUUAUCUGAUGGUAUCUUCAAAUGGAGGAUUGAAUCAGAUGCGAUCUGGUAUCUGUGAUAUGGUAACAGUUGCCAGAUUCUUGAAUGUGACCCUCAUAGUUCCUGAAUUAGAUAAUACAUCGUUUUGGAAUGACGACAGUCAGUUUGCAGAUAUAUUUGAUGUAGAAUACUUCAUUGCAUCACUGAGAGACGAAGUUCGGAUAUUGAAAGAGCUGCCACCUCAGCAAAAGGGGAAGGUGGCUGAAUCUCUCUUCUCGAUGCCACCUAUCAGCUGGUCUAACAUGACUUAUUACUAUAAUGUGAUUCUUCCACGAAUUCAAACGACUGAAGUGGUGCAUUUCCAGAAAACGGAUGCAAGGCUUGCUAACAAUGGACUUCCAGUGGAAGUCCAAAAGCUGCGUUGCCGAGUAAACUAUGAAGCACUGAGGUUUGCACCUCCCAUUCAAGCAUUGGCCGAGAAGAUUGUAAGGAUUCUAAGAGACAAAGGUCCUUUCCUAGUUCUUCAUCUCAGAUACGAAAUGGAUAUGAUUGCUUUCUCUGGUUGUAAUGAAGGUUGCAAUGAACAAGAGAUUGACGAGUUAACCAAAAUGAGAUAUGCAUAUCCAUGGUGGAAAGAAAAAGUAAUUGAUUCGGCGCAGAAAAGGCUAGCAGGUUUAUGCCCUUUAACUCCUGAAGAAAUAGCACUAACGUUACAGGCAUUGGGUAUCGAUCACAAUAUCCAAGUUUAUAUAGCUGCUGGUGAUAUAUAUGGAGGGGAAAGGAGAUUGGCAACCCUUAGAGCAGCUUAUCCCAAUUUGGUGAAGAAGGAAACACUACUACCAUCUUCAGAGCUUGAUCCUUUCAGGAACCAUUCGAACCAGAUGGCAGCAUUGGAUUAUUAUGUGGCAGUGCAAAGUGAAACUUUCGUUCCAACAAAUGGAGGCAACAUGGCCAAAGUGGUCGAAGGCCAUAGACGAUACCUGGGGUUCAAGAAAACAAUUCUGUUGAACCGAAAGGCAGUAGUGGAUUUAGUGGAUCUGUAUAAAGCUGGAUCAAUAAGCUGGGAUAAAUUCUCAUCAGAAAUGAAAAAAGCACAUGCAGAUCGGAUCGGGAAUCCGGCAGAAAGAUUGGUGAUCCCUGGUAAGCCUAAGGAAGAAGAUUACUUUUAUACAAAUCCAGAAGAAUGUUUGGCAAGUUUUGAUGAACCACAACUAUCUAAUGAUGAUCACCAAUAAGAUGCCGAUGCCAAUGCCAAUGCUGAAGCUGAACCAUGAUUAUAUAUAUGUGGGAAAAUUAUUUAUUUCAUUUUCAGUGGAAAACUCCUAAAGCAGAGGGUGGCACAUACUGUUAAGGUGCAGUAAACAAUAAAGAAGUUUAAUUAAAAUAUUCGAUGGUCAUGGAAAUUAUUUUGAAGUUGUUGUGUCUUUGCAAUAUUUGGGUAAUGAGGAUGGGAAAUUGAGACAAUCAUUUUGAGGAGGAUAAAAUUAGUGAAGCUUGAUUGAAUGUUAUUUCAGUUUUCACAUGUAUCCCUUAACUUGAAAAUGAAAAGGCCAACAUCUGUUACAUAAAAUGCAAGUACAAUCAAUUUAUAUUUUCUAAGAUAAA